Molecule: messenger RNA, 3388 nt
Organism: Cuscuta epithymum
Lineage: Eukaryota; Viridiplantae; Streptophyta; Magnoliopsida; Solanales; Convolvulaceae
Source: the annotation of a GenBank genome assembly
GCCGUAUAUCACAUUCCCGUCUAAACCACCUCCCGUUUUCCUCUUUCUUGCUUUCUCUCUAUUAUCUACGGAGUACUGUAUUUUCUCUCUCCUCAAUCAACCAUCAUACGUAUAUCUCACAUCUGCUUUGCCGGGCACUUGCGAAAUACUCCGCCGUCCACCGAUGAUAUCCGACAGGCAGGAAACAGGUUUGGGGGAAUUGAGGUAUUCGUAUUGCAUUGCAGAGUUUGACUCGGUAAGAGGAAGAAACAGAGUCUAGGGUUUUCGUGUCCUGGAGCUGCGGUUAUUACUACAGGGAUUUCAGUAGUAUCGGUGGUUUUGCUUCAUUGGUUGAUAUUUUGUGACCUGGAAGAUAGGUGUGGCCGUUUGGGUUAGGGGAUAAUGUGUAUACUCUGCGUUAUUCAGAAGUGGUCUCGGAGGGUUGCCACCAUGUUGCCUUGGUUAGUGAUUCCACUUAUUGGGCUAUGGGCACUAUCACAGGCAUUGCCACCAGCUUUCCGGUUUGAAAUCACGUCUCCUAGGCUGGCUUGUGUGUUUGUACUCUUGGUUACACUCUUCUGGUACGAGGUUUUGAUGCCUAGAUUGUCCGCUUGGCGGGCGAGGAGGAAUGCUAUGCUGAGGGAGAGGAAGAGGCUUGAAGCAAUUGAAAUGCAGAAGUUGCGAAAAAUGGCCACUAGGAGAUGUAGAAAUUGUCUGACUCCUUACAGAGACCAGAGUCCUGGCGCGGGCAAGUUCAUGUGUGCAUAUUGUGGCCAUGUUUCUAAAAGGCCAGUACUGGAGUUACCCAGUGGAAUAGGUUUGGGCUUGUCAAAUUCUGGUAUUUUGAAGGGCUUGGUUGGGAAAAGCGGGAAGAUAUUGAAUGGAAAGGUUUGGUCUGAUAGUGGGUGGACAUAUGGACAGGACUGGAUUGAGAAUGGAAGUUGGGUCAGUGGCUCUUUUGUGGGAAAAUCAAGCUACUGGAUCAAGAAUGGGGGUGGGGUUUUAGAGGGUGAUCAUUGCUUAGCGAAAAAGUCUUAUUUUCGGGUGUUUGUAUUUGCUCGUAAAGCAUUUACAGCUGUUUACACGGGUAUCUUGUGGCUUUGUAGAAAAAUCUUUAGGGUUAGUUCUUCCAGAGGUGAUGCUUCAGUUGAAGCUGAGGGUAGAGGAAUAUUGGAUAAAAGAGGUGAAAAUGGAGGAAAUUGUCAAGAGAGUAAAGGGGAGAAAGCUCGAAGGAAAGCAGAGGAGAAAAGGCAGGCUAGGUUAGAAAAAGAGCAUUUGGAGGAAGAAGAACGAAAACAAAGGGAGGAAGUUGCUAGAUUGGUAGAAGAGCGCAGAAGAUUACGGGAUGAAAAAACGGAGGCUGAAAAAGAGCGUGGGAAAGGUUCUUCUCCUAAGGAAAGAGAUGGUAAAAAGGAGUCAAGAAAAAGACAUCAAGAGAAGAAAAAAGAAAGAGACCGGGGGUCUAGCAAAAGCAACUCAGAUGCAGAAGAACUGGAAAAAAGAGUGGGAAAGGAAAGCGAGCGUAACAAACGGAAUGAGAAUGAUCGAAGGGAUCAGAGGAUUGGGUCUGAAUGUUUGAAAGCUCAAAGCAAUGAAGUUGGAAAUGCUUUUAAGGGUUCUAAUGCAAACAAUCAGAACCGUGGGAAUAAUGGAACGCGGUACUUAGAACGUAUGAGGGGAACUCUUUUGUCAUCUUCUAAUGCAUUAACUACAGGUGGAUUUUUCGGAAAGAGUACCAAUCCAUCCACAUAUGCUCCUAGGAGGGAACUACCUCAGCCAGAUCGCUUGUCUGUUAGAACUAAUAUAAAUGGAGAUGAUAAGAGCAUCAAUCAUCCUGUACUCAUUGAAUCACCUGUGCAUACAGCUCCCAAAAAGUCUUGGCAACAAUUAUUUACCCGCUCACCUGUGUCUCCACCCUCUAAUUCAAAUGUCAUAAGGAGACCAACUGCGAAAUCCCAAGAAGGACAAAACAGUCCUCCUUAUGCCAGUCACUCGCCACCUGUUCAAGCAUUUGACAAUCCUAUUAAUUUUGGACUCCCAUCUCCGUUCAAUUUAUCUUCUCUCACUUUUGGUGCACCAACAAGUAGCAGCACAUCUGUUCCAUUAUCAUCUGAAACUAUAUUUCCUCGUAUAGGAGAAGCAUCAUCUCCAUUAGUGAAUGAGGAAUCAGAGAAUUAUGAGGAUCCAUGCUAUGAAACUGAUCCAGUAGCUUUACUUGGACCAGUUUCUGAGUCCCUUGAUAACUUUCACCUAGACCUAGGUUUCAAAGCAGACACAGGUUUAGAAAAACUGCCUGCUAGUAGUAAUUUUCUUUCAUCUUCUGAAGUGACUAGGCCAUCACCAAUUGAGUCUCCGGUAUCCCGGUCUCGAGUUCAUGAUGAGAGGAGCACUAACUCUUUUCAUUUCCCCACUACUCCCAAGACUCAGGAUUUGCCUAAUGGAGCAAAGGAUGAUUUGUGUGAGGGAAAUGAUGCAGGAUGGCAAAUGUGGAAGAGCCCUCCUCUUGGUCAGGGUAGUCUAGGUUUAAUUGGUGGUCCAUCUUCAUGGCUUUUGAAUCAGGAACUGAACAUAUUGACUCGGGAGGAACAUAUUACUCAUCCUGCACCUCAGAAGACUAUGGCGUCACUUUUUAGAAAUGACGAGCAACUCCUUCCUGGCAUUCAUCAUUUGCAGACAGGUUUCACUGGAAGUUGUCAGAGUGGUGGAACGUUUGUUACAUCUAUGCUUGGAAAUGGUGAUAGCAUAUUUUCAAAUCCUAUAACUGGGACAGUUUCUGGAGGUGAAAAUCAGUACUGUCUUAAGCCAAAGGGGGAAACCAUACCAAAUGAAUUGAUAUAUGGAGGUCAUGGUGCAGUUGCCAUUAACCAUCAAUUUGAGUUACCUUCAGCUAAUUCUUGGGCCAAAAAGGAGUGGACUGUGCAAGGUCGGAGCGAUGGUGUUGGAACAUCUCCUAUGUCAGAUGUUGGUGGUCUAUAUUCCGCACCAAUGGCACAAUCUCUUUGGUCAUACAAGUGAGAGAACAGAAGAGGUUUUUUUAUUAUUUUAUUUAUGGAAAGCCCAAAAAAAUGAUAGGGGUAUGAGGGGCAAGAGUAUACCUCCCACUCUUGAGGGGAAAACCGCCUCUUUUGGAGGAGAGUUUAGAAUACUGAAGCAAUGUAUCUUCCUACUUUUCUUUACAAAGGGAAGAUUUACUUUAGCUUUUGCAUCUUCACUUGAUAGCGAUGCGCAUGGCAAUGCAUGUUUAUUAUUCUCGAGCGCAAAUCAGUUGGUGAGAGGAAAUCAUUGCAACCAUCCUUUUGUAAUGAUCCUUUUAUAUUGCUUCUCCCUGAAAAAUAUUGGUCUCUCUCAAAUUGAGGUCCCUAAUAUACUUCUUCGCCUUGUUGAAAUAGUGUUCAUGUUUCCUUUUAAG